AUGAUUCGAUCUCUGGUGUUGGCAGCAGCUGCCCUUACGGGACUCGUCAGUGGACUCCCGGUGAGCGAAGCAACCCCUUUUGAACGCGACUUCUGUCUUCUCGAAGACCUUGUCAUCGAUAUCCUGAAGCUGGAUUCAAAGGCAGACACAUUCUGCACCAGUGUUCUGAACAUUAAGACUGCCACCAACACUGUCACCACCACUUCGACUCCUGCUGUGGCCACGGCUACUGCCACUGCGUACACCACUGGCACAGUGACUACUACUACAACGGCAACCAUCACUGAUACUAUCAGCGACUACUUUACUGCCACCGAGGUUGACUACCUCACAACUCCUGUCACUGAUAUUGUUGAUGUGACGAACACUGUCUCGACUACAAUUACUAUCGAUCAGACCGAGACUGAUACUGCUACGGAUUAUUUCACGGCCAUCAUCACGGAUACUGUGUCAGACACUGUCACCUCUACGGCCACCGCUGUCUCCACUGUUAUCGUCUACGACCGCCGUGAUAUUCAAGAGCGUGGCCAGGCUGUGGCCACUCCUGCCUGCCUACAGGGAUUGGGCAAUGCCUUCGCUUCUGGGGUUUGCUCAUGCUUGCACCUAACUACGCCUACUGUCACUGCAACUUCUACCGUGGUGGCGGCUACUCCGACUGUGACUGUCACAAUCACCCUCCCUGUGACUGCCACCGAGAUUGAUACUGUGACUGCUACAGCCUAUUCAACCACAGACAUCACCGACACCGAAACCGUCACCUCCACCGUUCCUUCCACGGUCUAUAUGUCUUCAUUCUUCACCGACGUAGAAUCUUCCUCAGUCACUGACUAUUUCACCGUCACCGCAACUGUGGACUCUACCGUGACCGAAACUGCCACUGUCACCACCGAUAUCGACGUUUACACGACCGUCCAAGCCGUCGCAACCGCCACCCAAGUUUGCACUACUCUUGCAAUCGAGAAGUUCAUCCUAGCCAAUACCGACCAAACCACCGUCGCAAAAGCCAAUCUCUACUCCGGAAGCAACAUUGUCAUCAACACAAACAACCUCUACGGCCCAUUCACCAACCCUUUCCCUUCAACCGACUCCUGGUACGGCUCCGUCCCCAGUCUUUCCAUGCUGUUCACCUGCGACGCCGAGCAGCGUAUUUUCAUUAGCUACAAGGGUGACGGCACCUUCACCGUUGUUCCCGGCCAUCUUGCCUCGUCUCCCUUGACCUACGCCGUGUCUGCCACCACUCCUCCUUCAGGCUCCACUAUCACAAUUUACGCCGUUGUCUGGGGUAUUGGCUUGAUCACUGAUAGCAGUGUUAUCAGCGCCUUAUAUACUGCUCACAUCACUGGUACACAGUUCGAGUGGUCUAAUACUUUCUUUGGAAAGGAUACUUGGGUCAAUUAUAAGAAGACUGGUGCUAUCUAUUACACUGAUGCCACUGGUACUUUGCAGGUUAUCUAUGGAAAGGAGAGCACCUAUAGCACUCUUUGA
Penicillium atrosanguineum is the source of this 1485-nucleotide messenger RNA. RefSeq names its product Thioesterase superfamily. NCBI's taxonomy places the organism in Eukaryota, Fungi, Ascomycota, Eurotiomycetes, Eurotiales, Aspergillaceae. The record is from RefSeq and is a predicted model, not a curated record. The transcript has a single exon. Bases 1 to 1485 code for a protein of 494 amino acids.